AAAGCCAGCCUAGUGGAAAGUAGGUACGUUUAACAAGGAGCCAACCUUCUCCCUACUGGCCCGUGUUGUGUAAUUGUGUGCUCCUGUGCACUGAGCUGCAUACAAGGUCUGGAUCAACAAACAGCCAUAGUCCUCUCUCAGCAGAUGGCCUUCCUAUGAUGGCACAGACUCUACACUUAGCCAUGGCAUCUGUGUCAGUCAGCUCUCGUCUAAACAAGGCCAUCCAUCAGCACUACAUGUCCCUUCCACAGGGGGACCUGUGUCAGGUCACCUACAUCUGGAUCGAUGGCUCCGGGGAGGGGCUGAGGAACAAGACUCGUACCCUGGACAGAGAGCCACAGGGAAUAGAGGAUAUUCCAGAGUGGAACUUUGAUGGCUCCAGCACCUACCAGGCCGAGGGAUCCAACAGUGACAUGUACCUGAUCCCAGUGGCGAUGUUUAGGGACCCUUUUACACUGGAAUCCAACAAACUGGUUUUGUGUGAGGUCCUGAAGUACAACCGCUUGCCUGCAGAGAGUAACCUGCGGUCAGGUUGUAAGAAAGUGAUGGAGGAAGUGAAGCACUACAUCCCCUGGUUUGGAAUGGAGCAGGAGUAUACUCUCCUGGGGAUGGAUGGUCGCCCCUAUGGCUGGCCCCAAAAUGGAUUCCCAGGACCCCAAGGUCCAUACUACUGUGGGGUUGGUGCAGACAACGCCUAUGGAAGGGACAUUAUGGAGUGUCACUACAAGGCAUGUCUCUAUUCUGGAGUCAAAAUCUGUGGCACCAAUGCUGAGGUCAUGCCAUCUCAGUUUGAAUUCCAGGUGGGUCUGUGUGAGGGGAUAGAGAUGGGAGACCACCUAUGGAUGGCACGUUUCCUGCUGCACCGUGUGUGUGAGGACUUUGGAGUUGUAGCCACUCUGGACCCCAAACCAAUGAAGGGGAACUGGAACGGGGCGGGCUGCCAUACCAACGUUAGCACAAAGGAGAUGAGGGAAGAAGGGGGGCUGCAACAUAUUGAGCAGGCCAUUGAGAAGCUGAGCAAGCGCCAUUCCCAGCACAUAUCUGUGUACGACCCUCACGGAGGCCAGGACAACAUCAGACGCCUCACAGGCUUACAUGAAACCUCAAGCAUCCAUGACUUCUGUUUUGGUGUGGCCAACCGCGGGGCCAGCAUCCGGAUCCCACGCCAGGUGGCUCAGGAGGGGAAGGGAUACUUUGAAGACCGCCGGCCCUCCGCCAACUGUGACCCGUAUGCCGUGACGGGUGCCAUCGCAAGAACCUGCCUGCUCGGGAUGGAAGAGGAGAGUACAUGAGAGAGUGACCAGACUCAUAGACACAUAUAAUCCUGUGUUUGGUGGAAACUGUCCCUUAGAUUUGCCAUGAUUGUGCGAUAGAACUAUAUUGUAACCAAAUAAAAAUAUUCUUAAGACUACUGGUUGGGGGCCUCCUGGGUGUUGCAGCGGACUAAGGCUCUGCAUCACAGUGCUAGAGGCAUCACUACAGAUCCGGGUUCGAUCCCAGGCUGGAUCACAACCGGCCGUGAUCAGGAGUCCCAUAGAGCGGAGCAUAAUUGCCCCAGCGUUGUUAGGCUGGGUGGGCUUUACUUGGCACAUUGCUUUAUAUUGAAUACUACACAUUGGAUGCUUUAAAGAUUCAUUACUUGAAUGCAGGUUGAAUGUUUAUGAAGGUUAAUUAUAUUUUUCAGUCUUUGGUAAUUGCAGCUGUUCCAAUUGGCAUAUUAUUCAGUUUGUUUAAUGUUAUUGUUUGAAGUUGAGAUUGAAUAAAAUGAAGCUGAAUUGAAUACAAACCACCUGUUCUUUAAAAUCACUACUAGAUGGAAUCAUGAUGCAAGUUUUAAUUGUGACCCUUCAUACUGGACAUGAAUGACAAUGAAAUGAGUAUUUCCCACGAGCUAACCUUUGACUGUAAAUUAUUUGAAUAUAUUGACAACACAUGACAACUAGUCAAAUAAGACUGUAAAUGCAUUGAAUUAAGUUAGCUAAUUCAUUACCAACAAUUCAGCAAGAGGAGGCCUGCUCACUGUCAUCUGCCAUGUCUCUCCACACUUUCCUUCUGUCCUAUGUUGACACCCUGGCUCAACCUUAGCAUCCUAACCUUAACCGUGGCUUCAUGCUCACACCCUGGCACAACCUAACCCUAGCUUCAUGUCCACACACCCUGGCACAACCUAACCCUAGCUUCAUGUCCACACACCCUGGCACAACCUAACCCUAGCUUCAUGUCCACACACCCUGGCACAACCUAACCCUAGCUUCAUGUCCACACACCCUGGCACAACCUAAACCUAGCUUCAUGUCCACACACCCUGGCACAACCUAACCCUAGCUUCAUGUCCACACACCCUGGCACAACCUAACCCUAGCUUCAUGUCCACACACCCUGGCACAACCUAACCCUAGCUUCAUGUCCACACACCCUGGCACAACCUAACCCUAGCUUCAUGUCCACACACCCUGGCACAACCUAACCCUAGCUUCAUGUCCACACACCCUGGCACAACCUAACCCUAGCUUCAUGUCCACACACCCUGGCACAACCUAACCCUAGCUUCAUGUCUACACCCUGUUUCAACCCUUACCAUAGACAUAACGCUAACCCUGCUAUUUAUAUAUUAGUGUAAACACUAUGUCUGUGCUGAAUAACAUAGCUGAAUCUGGGACCAAUUUAACAACCGUCAUCAUGCAGACCAUGACGUUAAAAGAAAAACUGCGUCAUUAUAAAACCAGGAUGUAUAAAGAAACUGCCUUAUGAGACGAUGAUGUAAAAACAAAAACUGCGUUAUUAUGAGACCAUGAUGUAAAAAACGAAAACUAAACUGACUUCCAUUAAACUGAUAUUUUAUGAAAAACAUUCUACUGCAGUUUUGUUACUGCAGUAAAAAGUGCAGUUAUUAUAUUGCUGUAGUAUUGCAGUGAAACUGCAAUAAACAGUU
Messenger RNA from Oncorhynchus masou masou (cherry salmon), 2932 nucleotides. RefSeq names its product glutamine synthetase-like. The transcript has 7 exons. The record is from RefSeq and is a predicted model, not a curated record. Lineage: Eukaryota; Metazoa; Chordata; Actinopteri; Salmoniformes; Salmonidae. Gene Ontology annotation, molecular function: glutamine synthetase activity. Gene Ontology annotation, cellular component: cytoplasm. Bases 156 to 1292 code for a protein of 378 amino acids.